Molecule: messenger RNA, 339 nt
Organism: Haemonchus placei
Lineage: Eukaryota; Metazoa; Nematoda; Chromadorea; Rhabditida; Trichostrongylidae
Source: the annotation of a GenBank genome assembly
AUGUAUAUUCAAUUUCCGGCGCAGCAUGGUGACACGUUGUUGAAGUUCCGUUUAUCAAUUUGCUUCCACGCCACUUGUCUAGCCGCAAUUCUAUGCCUCGUCGUUGGUGCACUACUAUGGAUUAUGGAAUCGAAAAACAUCUAUCACUUUGACACCAUCUUUUCGGCACGCCGUCAUGCACAGGAUAGUGUGGUGGAUGUAUACAAAGACGAUGCCAGCAUGACGACAACAUUAAGCUCUGAUAGCCGUAUUAGCGGAAAGUGGAGACCUCGGUGCUCUUCUAUCGCUUCCGACAUAUUCUUCAAGCCGGGUCGUUAUACUGAAGAUCUGAGACUCUGA